This is a messenger RNA of Heterobasidion irregulare TC 32-1, 1116 nucleotides long. RefSeq lists its product as uncharacterized. Lineage: Eukaryota; Fungi; Basidiomycota; Agaricomycetes; Russulales; Bondarzewiaceae. Gene Ontology annotation, molecular function: ATP binding; protein serine/threonine kinase activity. The annotation marks the transcript as partial. The transcript has 6 exons. Gene Ontology annotation, biological process: protein phosphorylation; mitotic DNA damage checkpoint signaling. The record is from RefSeq and is a predicted model, not a curated record. Gene Ontology annotation, cellular component: nucleus.
AUGGAAGAAGACGAAGAAGAAGAAGACGACGAAGACGACGACGACGAGUUCGAUGAAGAGAUGACCAUCUACCUCAAGUCAAACGUCGAGCAGGAGGAAAUUCGGGAAGAGAUUGCUGAUUUGGAAAGAAACGUUCCGUCACUCCUUCCAGAUUACCGAAUUGUGGAUCGACUGGGCACAGGCACGUUUUCUUCUGUCUACAAAGCCCUCGAUGUCGGCUACCACACCAAGUGGGAUAACACUGCUUGGCAUGGUCAUCACCCCUCCACCUCUUCCGCUCAUUAUCAGUCCGCUAUCCGACCAUCUGGCAGUAAAGUAUUUGUUGCCAUCAAAAGGAUCUAUGUCACAAGCAAUCCUGAACGGAUCAGAAAUGAGAUCAUGAUCAUGGAAGACUGUCGAGGAUGUAGACACGUCUCACAAUUAAUAACAGCCUUUCGAGAAGAGGAUCAGAUUGUCGCUAUCAUGCCAUACCACCGCAAUGGAGACUUUCGAGAAAUGUAUCGACUUUUAUCUCUCGAAGGCGUGAAGACAUAUUUCCGAUGCAUGUUUAGAGCCUUGCGCGACAUACAUGCGCGAGGUAUCAUUCACCGAGAUGUCAAGCCUGCCAACUUCCUCUUUGACCCAUAUACGGGUACAGGCACCUUGUGUGAUUUUGGCCUUGCAUGUCGCUUGGAACGAGGACCCAAUGCGGGUGCUUGCCUCCAUACUCCGUACCAGAGAGGUCACCCGCAUGGUCGAAUACGAAAGCAUGAUGAAUACGACACCACUCACAUAAAGAAAAUGCAAAAAGACGCGCGCGCAAAAUGCCACCGACCUUCAGACCGUGUCGGGUACCUAGACAACGAUCCACGACCUCACUCAAAAGCCAAUCGAGCGGGAACAAGGGGAUUCCGGGCCCCCGAAGUUCUACUCAAAUGUGGUGACCAGACUGGGGCCAUCGACGUGUGGUCUGCCGGGAUGAUUCUUCUUUUCUUUUUGAUAAAGAAAUUCCCUCUGUUCCAGUCAGGAGAUGAUGUAGAAGCUCUUGUGGAGAUCGCGAGUAUCAUCGGAAAGCGGAGAAUGGAGAAGAUUGCUACGCUACACAGUCGAACGUUUGCCACCAACAUCCCUUCCAUC